Molecule: messenger RNA, 1765 nt
Organism: Emiliania huxleyi CCMP1516
Lineage: Eukaryota; Haptophyta; Isochrysidales; Noelaerhabdaceae
Exons: 11
Coding region: 1-1677 (558 amino acids)
Biological process (GO): transmembrane transport
Cellular component (GO): membrane
Molecular function (GO): ABC-type oligopeptide transporter activity; ATP hydrolysis activity; ATP binding
Source: RefSeq, a predicted model, not a curated record
AUGAUGCGUGCUACCUCGAGAGGAGCAUUUCGCGACCUCAGCGCGCCGAUCAACUCUGAGCGCCAGCAGGACACGUCUCGCAGCCGCUCGCGCUGGUGGUCGCGGCCGGCGCGCGCCACCGUCGAACCGCUAGUCGCCUCUCCUGACGCGGCCUCUGACGAUGGUUCGGCCGCCGCUGGCAAAGCGGUCCGGCCUGGCCUCACGGUGGGCAAGGUGUUUGCGCUCUCCUCGCAGGAGAGGCCGGUGCUGCUGCUCGCCGUGCUCCUCCGCCUCGGCUCCGAAGGCUGCUCAUUUGCGAGCCCGCUCAUCCUCGCCACAGCGUACGACGCGGUGGUGGAGUCGUACGGCCACGAGGAGCGGGGCGACGCGACGCGGGAGGUCAUCCUCCGCACCUUCACGUGGGUGCUUGCGCUGCACGUGGCCGGCCAGGCACUCGGUUUCCUCUCCGGCUUCGCGACCGGUCUCUCGGGCGAGCGCGUCGUCUCGCGGCUGCGGCGGCGGCUGUACGAGCACCUGCUGCGGCAAGAGAUGGGCUUCUUCGACGCGCAGAAGAGCGGGGACCUGGCCACGACGUCGUCGCUCAACGACUUCUUCAUCGGCAUUGUCAAGGUCGUCGGCGGCGUCACGCUCAUGUUCAUAGUGAGCUGGCAGAUGACGCUGAUCGCCUUCCUCUCGCUACUUGGCUGGCUCGUGCUGGUCUGCUUGCCCGGGAUGAGGCUCGUGUCCCGCCUCACCAAGCAGUACCAGGCUGCGCUCGCCCGCGCGUCGGUCGCGUCGACUGAGUCGCUAGGCAUGAUGCGCACCGUCCGCUGCUUUGCGGCGGAGACGCUCGAGAUCUUCCAGCUACUUGACCGCGAGCCGCGGCUACCAACCGGCGGCGGGCAGUCGCCGGCAGAGCCGAUGCGCGGCGAGAUCGCCUUCGAGGGCGUCGUGUUCGCCUUCCCGACGGCAGAGGACGUCCCCGUGCUGCGUGGCUUCACCCUGUCUGCCGAGUCGACGGUCGCGCUGGUGGGGUCGAGCGGCUGCGGCAAGAGCACAACCCUCUCUCUGCUGCUGCGCUUCUACGACCCGCAGCGAGGCGCGAUCACGAUCGACGGCCACGGGGUGGGGGACCUCGACCAGGAGCCGCUCCUCUUCGGUCUCUCCGUCGAGGAGAACGUCGGCUACUCCUUGUCCGCGGCGCGCGCGCGCGAAGGCGGGGGGCGGGUCGACUUUAACGACGCCGCCGUCCGCGCGCGCGUAGAGGAGGCGUGCCGCCGCGCCAACGCGCACGAGUUUGUGGGCGGCCUCUCUGACGGGUGCGAGACGUUGUCGGGAUGGCGCGGCAUCUGCGUCAAGCUGUCGGGCGGGCAGAAGCAGCGCGUCGCCAUCGCGCGCGCCCUGCUCGCGGAGCCGCGCGCGACGUCGGCCCUCGAUUCGGAGUCGGAGCGGCUCGUGCAGGACGCGAUCGACGGCGCCUCGAGCGGCCGUACCGUCAUGGUGGUGGCGCACCGCCUGUCCACCGUGCGCGACGCCGACCAGAUCGCCGUCCUCUCGAAGGGCGUCGUGGAGGACUGCGGCUCGCACGAUGACCUGAUGGAGCGCUGCGGCACGUACCAGACGCUCGUGCGGCGGCAGGUGGACGGCGCUGCCGCCACGCCUCCGCCGCCGGCGCGCCGCGCAUCGUCUCAGAGCUGAGCUCUCGAGCGUCGAGGGUGGCUGCCGACGGAGAGGGAAGUGCCCGCAUUGUGCGUGUUUUGAAAAACUCGAUCGUAUCCAGUAAACU